ACUGUCAGAACUAGACAGUCUCCGACACAACAUACAAGCCAAGAGACCACAUUGCCUGCACAUCCCCAUGCCUGCUUGUCUGCCUGACUGCCUGCGAGACAGCGGCGCUGUCAAUCAGCGUGACUUCACUCUCAGUACGCCCUGUGUUUUCAGUAAUAGUAUUCUCCCAUCCUCUUCGCUGCUCGGAUUUGCUGUGUGAGUGAGUGUACUGUCUGUGCUGUAAGCGGAGGAAUAGACUAGGGAGCAGCCCUCCCGGUGCACUUAAGUUGCAGCUUGCUUUGUUGGUGUGGCGGCUCGUUGGACGCGUUGGAACUUUAGCACUGGAUCCCAAACUCUUCUCACAUCGGUGUGCAGUCCGGAGCUGCGAUGGAUCUCGGACACGGGCUUGCCUUCUUAAUGUUUUUACCAUUCUUUCUGCACACGGACGGCCUUUAUAUUGCAAAUAAUAUAGAGUCACUACAGGACACACUUGGGGAAUUUGGGCUGGUGACUCCAAUCAGCACGGAUUCGGAAGGAAGGUUCCUGUCGCACGCGGUGUCUGCAGCACACGGACGGAGACGCUUGCGCAGGGACACCGAGGGCUCCUCCCACGAGCUGCGCAGUGACAGGCUGUUUUUUAACGUCACUGUGUUUGGGAAGGAGUUUCACUUGAGACUGAGGCUGAACUCCAGGCUUGUGGCACCUGGAGCCAAGAUAGAAUGGCAGGAGGAUACGAAUGCCACUCGCACGGAACUGUUACGUGGGGAUUGCUUCUAUGUUGGAGAUAUCACAGAUGUGCAAGGAGCUUCGGUUGCUAUUAGCAACUGCGAUGGCCUGGCUGGGAUGAUCCGCACAGAGAAGGAGGAGUUCUUCAUCGAGCCUGUGGAGUCGGGUGGCGAGCUGGGAGAGGAGGAGCAGGGGGGUCGGCCACACAUCGUCUACCGCAAGUCCUCCAUCAAAACCAGUCCCAGCAACCAAACCAGCGACUUCCAUGGCAAAGGAAAUUACCUGGGUGGUCUUCUUGAUCUGGAGACCAUGUACCGCGGAGUGGAGCAGCACCUGAACCAGACCCAGCGCUCCCGCCGGCACAUCGCUGACGACAAUUACAACAUUGAGGUGCUGCUGGGGGUCGACGACUCUGUCGUGCAGUUCCACGGGAAGGAGGACGUGCAGAAUUACCUGCUGACACUGAUGAAUAUUGUAAAUGAGAUUUACCAUGAUGAAUCCUUGGGUGCCCAUGUGAAUGUUGUUCUGGUGCGCAUCAUCAUGCUGGGAUAUGGGAAGUCGAUGAGUUUAAUUGAAGUUGGGAACCCUUCCCAGAGCCUGGAGAAUGUGUGCCGCUGGGCCUACUUACAGCAGAAGCCGGAUGCCGGGCACCCAGAGUACCACGAUCACGCCAUAUUCCUCACCAGGCAGGAGUUCGGGCCCUCCGGCAUGCAAGGCUACGCCCCCGUGACUGGCAUGUGCCACCCUGUCCGGAGCUGCACUCUGAACCACGAGGAUGGCUUCUCUUCUGCAUUCGUCGUGGCUCACGAAACUGGCCAUGUGCUGGGCAUGGAGCACGACGGGCAGGGGAACCGCUGCGGGGACGAGGUGCGCAUGGGCAGCAUCAUGGCCCCCCUGGUCCAGGCAGCUUUCCAUCGCUUCCACUGGUCUCGCUGCAGCCAACAGGAACUCAUCCGAUACCUGCAUGCCUAUGAUUGUCUCCGUGACGACCCCUUUCACCAUGACUGGCCAUCCCUCCCCCAGCUGCCGGGCAUCCAUUACUCCAUGAACGAACAGUGCCGCUUCGACUUCGGCAUCGGAUACAUGAUGUGCACAGCAUUCCGCACAUUUGAUCCUUGUAAGCAGCUCUGGUGUAGUCAUCCAGACAAUCCGUACUUCUGUAAAACCAAGAAGGGCCCUCCUCUAGAUGGGACAGUGUGUGCCUCAGGGAAGCACUGUUUUAAAGGGCACUGCAUCUGGCUGACCCCCGACAUCCUGAAGCAGGAUGGGAACUGGGGACCCUGGAGCAAGUUUGGCUCCUGUUCCAGAACUUGUGGGAGCGGGGUGCGCUUCAGAACUCGCCAGUGUGAUAACCCUCUCCCUGCCAAUGGUGGCCGCACCUGCUAUGGCCCGAGUUACGAGUUCCAGCUGUGUAACACGCAGGAAUGCCUCAAACUGUUUGAAGACUUCCGAGAGGACCAGUGCAAGCAAUGGGAUCCUUUCUUUGAGUACCAGAACUCCAAGCACCACUGGCUGCCUUACGAGCACUCUGACCCCAAGGAGAGAUGUCAGCUGUACUGCCAGUCGAAGGAGACGCGCGACAUUGUGUACAUGAAGAGGAUGACACACGACGGGACGCGCUGCUCCUAUAAAGACCCCUACAGCAUCUGUGUUCGAGGUGAAUGUGUGAAAGUGGGCUGUGACAAGGUGAUCGGCUCUCCGAAGCAGGAGGAUAAGUGUGGCGUCUGUGGAGGUGAUAACUCCCACUGCAAAGUCGUGAAGGGAACCUUCUCCAGGGUGCCCAAGAAACACGGUUUUCUUAAGAUGUUUGAAGUUCCACCUGGAGCAAGACAUCUGUUCAUUCAGGAAACAGACACCACUCAGCAUAUUAUAGCUGUUAAGAACCAGGCUACAGGGAAGUUUGUCCUGAACGGAGAGGGUGAAUUUCCUGAAUCCAGAGCAUUCAUUGAUUCUGGAGUGGAGUGGGAGUAUCACAAUGACGAUGACAAAGAGACCAUACAGACCACCGGCCCGCUGAACUACGGGAUUAUGGUUAUGAUUGUCCCAAAUGGGGACUCCAGAAUCUCUCUUUUGUACAAAUACAUGAUCAACGAAGACUCUCUGUCCACUCUUGACAAUAACAAUGUUCUAGAAGAUGUGGCUUCGUAUGAGUGGGCUUUGAAGAAAUGGUCCCAUUGCUCCAAGCCCUGUGGAGGAGGUUAUCAGUUUACAAGGUAUGGGUGUCGCAGGAAGACCGAUGGCAAAAUGGUUCAUCGUAGCUACUGUGAAACUAUCAAGAAGCCCAAGGCUAUUCGCAGGAUGUGCAACUUACAGGAGUGCUCUCAACCCAUCUGGGUCACUGGUGAGUGGGAGACUUGCAGCAAGACUUGUGGGAAGACGGGACAGCAGGUGCGAUCUGUCCGCUGCUUCCAGCCUCUCCACGAUGGCACCAACCGAUCCAUCCACAGUAAAUACUGCAACGACGAUCGCCCUGAGUCCAGACAGCCCUGCAACCGCGAGCUGUGCCCGGCACAGUGGAGGACAGGACCAUGGUCACAGUGCUCGGUGACCUGUGGCAAUGGCACUCAGGAGAGACAGGUGCUGUGUCGUACCAGGGACAACAUCAUUGGACUGUGUGCGGAAGCCAAGCCAGAGAGUGGCAGAGUCUGCAGGCUGCCUCCCUGCCCCAAAAACAUUUCAGACCAAAGUAAAAAUGGAAACUUCCUGAUCCAGUGGCUCUCCAGACCAGAUUCUGAAUUCCCCAUCCAGAAGAUUUCUUCAAGGCACCGUUGCCAAGGUGACAAGUCUGUGUUCUGCCGCAUGGAAGCCCUGGCGCGGUACUGCUCAAUUCCAGGCUACCAGCAGCUGUGUUGCAAGUCCUGCAACGAGAUCAACAACACCUCGCAUUCCUUCUCAAACAAAAGCAACGACAUAGAAGAGCACCAACCCACUACUGUGACCUCCCCAGACACGAUCACAAUGUGGCCUACCACUGAGCCAACCAGUGCUAUGUAUACAACCACUACACCUAGCAGCCAAAAUGGAACUGAGGACAGUAGGGAAACCAAUGCCAUCGAUGUGCCCAAUAAAAUUCACAGGGUGGACAAUGAGGUCCCACAGCACAAUGUUAUACCCAGAAAAAGGCUGUUUGUGGAAAAAACUAAGAACCAAAGAAUCCAGCAACUUAUAGCUGAAAAACAAAAGGAAGGAGUGUUAAAGAUUUAAAUCUAAAGACAAACCAGGCGUUGAAGGACAGUUUCCAUUUCUCUCAUAGAGAUAUAACCAUAAUCCCAAACAUUGUAAUUAAUACCUAAGAAAUCUGUAUUGGUGCUAUGUCAGAUACUGAAACAAAAGAAUCAUACAGAUGUUUCUAUCACUUCAAUUUGAAGAAAUGCUAAAAAAAAAACUAAACUAAACUGACAAUAUUUGCACAAUUUGUUUAAAUGACUAAGUCACUUUAAAUGAUAGCUAUUGGCCAAGAUUUUAUAAAAAGUUAUUUUGCAUUUUAAUACACAAUGUAUUGUUUUAUUUUAUACUUGCGGUACACUACAUGUGGAAUCUUCUUCAUCUAAACUGCAUCUUAUUGAGCCAAACCAACAAACUGAGAUUCUUGCAAUGGAAUGCAAACGUUUAAUUUUAGUCUCUGGAAUUUGUUGUGCUUGGAUUUUUUUUGCAUUUGAAUAUUCUUAAACAAUUCAAAUGAAUAUUAGAACAUGUUUUCAGCUUUAAUGAACAGAACCCAAUAAUGUACAGUGCAACACUGUAUUAUAAUAGUGAAACACCUCCAGACUCAAAUGAAGUGGGUAACCCACUAAAUGACCAAAGAAAACAGAAACUUAUUGGGCACAUGAAUGUGGUUAUUUUUUGCAAUAAUAUAAAAAUACAGUAUUUGUUUCAGCAGCAUUCCUGAUUUACAGGACAAAUUAAAUUAUCCAAGCGCCUGUUUUACGUUUCUAGUGUGUACAAUGUCUUGUGCAUAACCCUCCAACAGCUGAAAAGUUACAGCUUAUAGAUUGAGGAUGUGUCUUCAAAUCAGGUUCUUAUAAAAAGUAAAAAAAUAAUUAGACAAAUUGCCACAAAACAGAGAGCCAUUUGGCCCAAUGUCCUCCACAAUGUAUAUCUGUUUUUUUUUUUUUUUUUUUUUUUUUUUUUUGUUUCUUUUUAAUCUGGUACUACACUUGUUUACAGAAAUCCAUUUGCAAGUCAUGCAUUCAUUUAGUGCUGUUCUUGCUUGUCCAAUUCACCUGGAGGGAUAUCCUGUUUAAAAAAAAAAAACUUGUAUGCUAUAACAUGUGUUUCUUUCAAAAUUGCACAUUUCAGACCUAUUUAGCUAAUGGAGGUAUAAAACAGGUAAGAUUUAUGAAAUUAUUUUGCUAUGGAAUUACUUUAAAAUCCACCUAAGCAUUAUUUGUCAUACCGUCUUUCAGAUCUGCUGUCCUGUGGGGCCGAGCUGGUGCCAGUUUAAUAAAAGCUGGAUAGCUUGAAGCUUCCACUGGGCUUUUCACACCCUGUAAAAAGUGGCUUGCAGGCUGGAGUAUAUGAAGCAGCAAGUGGCUAGAUGGAGCAUGGCUUUACCAGCCUUUGAUUGAUGGAGGCCCAGGGCUGAAUGGCAGGCUGGGGGGUGCAUUGACUAGGACUGUGCUAUCUUGCAUUAGAGUGAGUGGGUAAAAGCUCAUGGAGCCAUUGACACUGGAAAUGCUCCCAAAUUAAUUGAGGUUUGGAUGAGUGAUGUUCCACUGUGAUAAAAAAAAAAAACCUUCUCAACCAGCUCUCCCCUUACAUGAAAGAGAAUCUUGACCUUAGCACACAAUAGAUUUCAGCAAGAAGAACAGAAGAUGGCUGUUCAUUGCACGUGUAUAUUAGAAUGACUUUGAGUUGUAGAAAUGAACUGGUCACCGUGAAUCUGGAGUGCCACACUAUACAAAUGAUUUGUACCAUCACAUUGUUGUCACUGCCAUCUUUAGAUAGACCUUUUAUUUGAUAUUAUCAAUUUUGAAAUGCUCACAGUUUGUUAAGUAUCACUAUUCAGGGAUUCCUGGUAAACUGCAAGCUGCAUGCUUUCAUAGUUUACCCUUGUGUGCACUCAAGGGCAGUGUCAGCAGCAGGUUUCUGAAGUAGCUGGGAUGCUCCCACUGAUAUGCUGCUAAGAAUCUUCAAGCUCUGCUGCAGCUCAGAGAGGAGGCAAGCCAAAAGGAUUUGCAGAAGGUGUUUUGUUAUACUGUAAUUCAAAGUAAUUAGGGACCACUUUCCACACCUGAAACUCCAAACGGGCACCAAGCCCUUUUAAUUGACUUGUGUACUGGCUUAUUUUUAAUCAAAUGCAACACCUAUUAGCUUAGUUGGCCUAAUUAUGGCUAGGACACUGCAUUAUACACUUUAACAAGCACCUUAGGGUAGUGGCAAUGAAUAGGAUGUAUCUGUACAUUACUUGUACAUAUGAAUUAGAACUUUAUUUUAAAUAUUUAUUAAAGUUCAAGUGUCUGUGGUAUUUUGCAAAA
Messenger RNA from Polyodon spathula (Mississippi paddlefish), 6182 nucleotides. Its product is annotated as A disintegrin and metalloproteinase with thrombospondin motifs 2-like. Bases 367 to 3909 code for a protein of 1180 amino acids. The transcript has 22 exons. Gene Ontology annotation, molecular function: metalloendopeptidase activity; zinc ion binding. NCBI's taxonomy places the organism in Eukaryota, Metazoa, Chordata, Actinopteri, Acipenseriformes, Polyodontidae. The record is from RefSeq and is a predicted model, not a curated record. Gene Ontology annotation, biological process: extracellular matrix organization; proteolysis.